AUGGCCCGUCGUCCCGUCUUCUCUUAUUCUUCUUCGCUCGCGUUGUUCGUCCGCGUCUUCGUCGUCUUCGUCUUCAUGCAUCUCGCGCUGUCUGGUGGUGGAGAUUCCGAUCUCGCUGCAAGCAAUUACCCUUCCGGGACUAGCAGCGGCUGCGCGGUCAUGUGCCGAACUUGCACCGACUUUCAUCCUCUUUCGUUUCUUCUUCUUCUGCCAACGUCAAGACUUCAUUUCAACGACAUCAAGGAAACUGGAGAGAGACAAGCAGACAAGACAAGCAGCGAGAAAACUACGGAGUACAUAGUAGUUAAAAGAGACGAGACGACCGGCGACUCAUACGGCGACUCAUACGGCGACUCGUGCGAGACAGCCAGGAUGUUCGUUGAUGGUUGCCAGGGAGAGAGACGAGGCUCGGCCGGAGGUUUCGCCGUCAAAGAUGACGCUUCUGACCCAGGUGGCAGAGAGGGCCGCCACACCCUCUCCAACGGCCUGCUUUCCGCCCUUCCAAACCCUGACCGACAUCUCAUGAGCCUUGAUGAUGAUACUGGGGUGGAGCUUGGUCGUACAGGGUGGCAUGCAGCUCCACGUCAAGCUUGCCUGUGA
This is a messenger RNA of Nannizzia gypsea CBS 118893, 600 nucleotides long. RefSeq lists its product as hypothetical. The transcript has 4 exons. Lineage: Eukaryota; Fungi; Ascomycota; Eurotiomycetes; Onygenales; Arthrodermataceae. The coding region runs from base 1 to 600 and encodes 199 amino acids. The record is from RefSeq and is a predicted model, not a curated record.